AUGUCCAAGCCCGAGGAUCUUCCCCCUAUGGAGUACCGCUUCCUGGGCCGUUCCGGUCUCCAGGUCAGCGCCAUCAGCUUGGGAGGCUGGUUGACCUACGGUGGCCAUGUCGACGCUGAGGGCACAUUCGCCUGCAUGAAGGCCGCCUACGACUCCGGCGUGAACUUCUUCGACAGCGCAGAGGGCUACGCCAACGGCGAGAGCGAGAUUGUCAUGGGCCAGGCCAUCAAGAAGUACGGCUGGAAGCGCAACGACCUCGUCAUCUCCACCAAGAUCUACUGGGGCGGAGCUUUCGGCGACAACAUCGUGAACAACAAGGGACUGUCCCGCAAGCACGUCAUCGAGGCUAUGGACGCCUGCCUUGAGCGUCUCGACCUCAAGUACGUCGACCUCGUCUACGCUCACCGCCCUGAUCGUCAGACCCCCAUGGAGGAGACCGUCCGUGCCUUCAACCACCUCAUCAACACCGGCAAGGCCCUGUACUGGGGAACCUCAGAAUGGAGCGCCGACGAGAUCGCCCAGGCCUGGCGCUACGCCGACAAGCUGAACCUCGUCGGCCCCGUCAUGGAGCAGCCCUCGUACAGCAUGCUCGACCGCAAGAAGGUUGAGCACGAGUUCGCCCACCUCUACCGCGAGGUCGGCACCGGUCUGACCGUCUUCUCCCCGCUGCGCCAGGGCAUCCUCUCGGGCAAGUACAAGAACGGCAUCCCCGAGAACUCCCGCUUCGGCUCCGAGAACAUUGGCUUCAUCAAGGACUUCUGGAAGCGCGAGAACGCAAAGAAGCAGUUCCAGGACCUCGUCGACAAGGCCAACAAGAUCGAGCCCAUCGCCGAGAAGCUCGGCAUCAAGAUGAGCACCCUCGCCCUCGCCUGGGUCCUCAAGAAUAAGAACGUCAGCUCCGCCAUCAUUGGCGCCAGCAGCCCCGAGCAGGUCUUCGAGAACAUGUACGCCAUUGGCGCCCAGGAGAAGCUUACGCCCGAGAUCAUGAAGGAGAUUGACGAGGCGCUCGACAACAAGCCAGACGCCAUUAUCCCCAGAUUCUAA
Messenger RNA from Colletotrichum aenigma, 1044 nucleotides. It is a transcript of the gene KOB1, whose product is annotated as putative voltage-gated potassium channel subunit beta. Bases 1 to 1044 code for a protein of 347 amino acids. The record is from RefSeq and is a predicted model, not a curated record. NCBI's taxonomy places the organism in Eukaryota, Fungi, Ascomycota, Sordariomycetes, Glomerellales, Glomerellaceae. The transcript has 6 exons.